AUGUCGGCUUUCGUGGUCCUCCCACAGGCCACUCAGGUGCCGCGUGUGGUGGGCGAGUCGAUCUACAGCCAAGGCUCUCCCACAAGCCCUGGCCUUGCAGGUGCUGAUGUUUCUAGCUGGGUGACAAGCGCUGCCCUGGCAACCGUGGCAGCUGUGUCAAUUUACAGGGCCAUGCGGGGGCGCAACUGGUCUCGAGUAAGCCUGGGUCCCAACGGCGGCUGCUUCUACGAGUACAAGUUCCGAGCCAAACCCGGUGCCAAGUACCGCUACCGAUUUUCUACCGACGUUUGGACACCAGAGUGGGGUCAUUACCCAAACGAAGAGAAGGGCCGUCUGAUUCGCUAUGGACAGCUUCUAAACAAAGGUACGGUGCGUUUGCCAAUGCAGGAGGACGAUGACAAUGAUGGUUGGGGACUGCUGGGCGCAGCAGAUGACGGUGCAGUUGGGGCUUUGCUGCUCGACUGUGAUGGUACCCUGGCAGAAACUGAGCGAGACGGGCACCGCGUUGCCUUCAACAAGGCUUUUGCUGAGAAGGGCUUUGAUGUGGAAUGGGAUGCUGAUCUUUACGGGGAGCUGUUGACUACUGGGGGCGGAAAAGAACGAAUGACGCGCUACUUCAAGGAGGUCAAUCCUGACGCGUGGACCUUUGCGGACGAGCCUGCCCCAGACAACGCUCUCAUCAUGGAGCUGCACGAGUUGAAGACGCAGAUUUUCAUGGACAUCGUGAAGUCAGGUGAGCUGCCUUUGAGAGAGGGUAUCAAGGAGUUGAUCUCCAAAGCAGACAGUGCGGGCUGGCAAUUGGCUGUGUGCUCAACCAGCAACGAGGCCUCGGUCCGCGCAGUGGUGGAGACAAUGCUGCCCGAGUUUGCCGACAAGAUCAAAGUCUUUGCUGGAGACGUAGUGGCAGCCAAGAAGCCAGAUCCAGCCAUUUACAAGCUGGCCGCCCAAGACCUGGGUGUUGCACCAAUGCGCUGCGUGGUUGUGGAAGAUACGGGAAUCGGAGCGCAAGCCGGUGCUGCUGCCAGCAUGAAGGUAGUUGUCACCAAGAGCGUGUACUCAGCCAAGGAGUUCUUCGGCGAUGCUGAUGUCGUGGUUGAAAAUGCAAGCGAGCUCGACUUCCAAAAGGACAUCGUGUCACUGCUGCCGGUGUUGGAGCUGGCGUGA
Messenger RNA from Symbiodinium pilosum, 1164 nucleotides. The record is from the annotation of a GenBank genome assembly. Lineage: Eukaryota; Dinophyceae; Suessiales; Symbiodiniaceae.